Molecule: messenger RNA, 615 nt
Organism: Stylonychia lemnae
Lineage: Eukaryota; Ciliophora; Spirotrichea; Sporadotrichida; Oxytrichidae
Source: the annotation of a GenBank genome assembly
AUGGACUCUCUGGCAGAGGAGAUACAAUUACUAGCAAUAAUUCAGGGGUAAAUCCACAUUCAAAAUAUUUGCAGCCAACAGUUGCUUCUCUUUCAAGAUAAAAAGUAAUAAACUAACAGAGAUAAAUUUGUUUAGUCACCUUAUCGAGUAAAUAUCAGAGAAAGAUUAUUUGAGUUAGAAGAUGCAUUGUUAGAGAUUAAAACUACGACCUAGUAGAAAGAGUAGAAUAUAUAAAGUGCUCUUGAAAAGGAGAAUACAAAGGUUGUUCAAACAGUUAACUCACAAAUCAUUAAUUUAAAGCAAGCAAUUGGUACUCUUGCAGAUGCAGUCAGUGAGGAGAUUGAAAACCUCAAAAGGUCUAUUCAAUCAGAUGUAGAUAUAUAGCUGAAUUAAAAUUAAGUCAAGUUUGAGUAGCUUUGCCAGGUAUUCAGCAAGCAUGAAAAUGAUAAUUCAAAGAUCAUCUUUGAGAUAAACACCUUGAAAGAUGAACUUUAAACACUUCAUGCUAUAGAAGGGAAGAACGUUGAGAAGUUUCAUGGAUACAUGGAGGAUAGGCUUACUAACAUGAAAAGUGAUAAUAAAGCUGGUAAGAACAUCAAACAAUAAUCUAAAUGA